Varanus komodoensis (Komodo dragon) is the source of this 3892-nucleotide messenger RNA. RefSeq names its product myotubularin 1 (gene MTM1). Gene Ontology annotation, molecular function: phosphatidylinositol-3,5-bisphosphate 3-phosphatase activity. The transcript has 15 exons. The record is from RefSeq and is a predicted model, not a curated record. NCBI's taxonomy places the organism in Eukaryota, Metazoa, Chordata, Lepidosauria, Squamata, Varanidae. The coding region runs from base 110 to 1918 and encodes 602 amino acids. Gene Ontology annotation, cellular component: plasma membrane. Gene Ontology annotation, biological process: mitochondrion distribution; muscle cell cellular homeostasis; dephosphorylation.
UGGAGGGCGCCGCUUCCUGUCACGUGACGAGCGGGCCGCGGCGGUGGGCGCUACGGACGGGGCUGUGAGGGGACGAGCGAGGCCGCCGCCGGCGCCGAUUCCCUCCAUUAUGGCCUCCUCCUCAACACCUAGAUGUAACUCAAACUCCUUGGAGACCUCCUCAAUUAAAAAACCUAUGAAAGAUGGAACUAAUUGGGAACAUCAUGAAGAAAUACCUUGUCUACCCGGGGAAAAUAGAAUCACAGACAAGGAAGUCAUUUACAUGUGCCCAUUUAAUGGUCCUGUUAAGGGAAAAGUGUACAUAACAAACUACAGACUGUACUUGAGAAGCAUGGAAUCGGAUCCAGUGGUGAUCUUAGAUGUUCCCUUGGGAGUAAUUUCAAGGAUUGAGAAAAUGGGAGGUGCUUCGAGCAGAGGAGAAAAUUCCUACGGAUUAGAUAUUACCUGCAAGGAUAUGAGAAACUUACGGUUUGCAUUGAAACAAGAAGGUCACAGCAGAAGAGACAUAUUUGAGAUCCUAACCAGAUGUGCUUUUCCACAGUCACAUAACAUGCCUUUUUUUGCAUUUUUAAAUCAAGAAAAGUUAUCUGAAAAUGGCUGGCUGGUUUACAAUCCCAUGGUUGAAUACAGGAGACAAGGGUUGCCUAAUCUACAGUGGAGGAUAACUUUUCUCAAUGAGCAUUAUGAGCUAUGUGAUACGUACCCAUCCCUCCUGGUAGUGCCAUUUAAUGCUACAGAUGAGGAUCUCAAGAAGGUUGCUGCAUUUAGAUCCCGAGGUAGAAUACCAGUGUUGUCAUGGAUCCAUCCGGACAACCAGGCUGUCAUCACACGUUCCAGCCAGCCACUUGUUGGCAUGAGUGGCAAACGAAACAAAGAUGAUGAAAGGUAUUUGGAGAUCAUACGGGAAACAAAUGGCCAAGUUUCGAAGCUGACGAUCUAUGAUGCAAGGCCCAGUGUAAAUGCUGUAGCUAAUAAGGCAACUGGUGGAGGAUAUGAAAGUGAUGAUGCCUAUCCCAAUGCUGAGCUGUUCUUCCUUGACAUCCAUAAUAUCCACGUCAUGCGGGAAUCCUUGAAAAAGCUGAAGGACAUUGUUUAUCCUCACGUAGAAGAAUCUCACUGGUUGUCUAGCCUGGAGUCAACUCACUGGCUUGAACAUAUCAAGCUUGUCUUAACAGGUGCCAUUCAAGUAGCAGACAAAGUGUCCUCUGGAAAGAGUUCAGUCUUAGUCCACUGCAGUGACGGUUGGGACCGUACAGCUCAGCUGACCUCCCUAGCUAUGUUGAUGUUGGAUAGUUACUACCGAACAAUUGAGGGAUUUGAAGUCUUAGUCCAGAAAGAAUGGAUAAGCUUUGGACACAAGUUUGCUUCGCGAAUUGGUCAUGGAGACAAAAAUCACGCCGAUGCUGACAGGUCCCCCAUCUUCCUCCAGUUCAUUGACUGUGUGUGGCAGAUGUCUAAACAAUUUCCAACGGCUUUUGAAUUCAAUGAACAGUUUUUGAUUGCAAUUCUGGAUCACUUGUAUAGCUGCCGGUUUGGUACUUUCUUGUACAGCUCCGAUGCUGUAAGAGAAAAAGAGAAACUGAGUGAGAAAACAUUGUCCCUGUGGUCUCUGAUCAACAGUGCAAAAUCGAAGUAUACAAACCCCUUUUACUCAAAAGAAUUGAAUCGUGCUCUUUAUCCUGUAGCAAGCAUGCGACACUUGGAGCUUUGGGUAAAUUAUUAUAUUCGGUGGAACCCAAGGAUUAGGCAACAGCAGCCAAACCCAGUUGAACAGCGUUACAUGGAGCUACUAGCACUGCGUGAUGACUACGUGAGGAGGCUAGAAGAACUGCAGAUCAAAAACAAUCCGAAACUUUCCAAUUCCUCCUCCUCCUCGUCUUCCUCACAGAUGAUGUCGCAUGUGCAAACUCACUUUUGAAGGAGACUGGUUUGAUUUUUUCUUUGAACAUUUUCAUCAUAAGUGGUGCUUAUUCUAAUGAAUUGAACAUGAGGAAAAUAUUUGAUGCCUUAUGUAAAGCUUCUUGCUGAAUCUGACUGUAUAGGAGAGGAAUUGAAUACAAGCAAGCUUUUAUAAAAUGGAUUUAUGUGCCUUUCAGAAAUGUUUGGCUGGGAACGUGUUAUCCAACUAGUAAUUACAAUAUUUUUAAUGGUUCUUUUUCUUCUGCAGCAUCCAAAUAUAUUUAACUAAUGCUUUCAAUAAUAACCAUCAACCAUUUAGAAUAGUAUAGAUGGAUUUGCAUCGAUAGGCUCUGCCUUGCUCAGACUUAAAAAUCAUACUUAAGUUCAUACAGUGAGCAGAGUGCCAGCCCAUGCCAGUAAGGACUUUGCUGAGUCAUACACAGAAAGCUUUGGAAAAGGAGGCAAGAGGUAGAGUUGUUGGAAGACACAUGCUCCUCAGGAGCCAUUACUAUGUAAAUUACACUUUAUAUAAUUUCUUGCACAUAAAUUAUUGCAAUGGUAGCAAGUAAGCUAUCACAACUGAAAUUUCCUAAAAAUAAAUAAAUGUGCCUGUUCUGAGUGACAGCCUUAUCUCCAAAGUAGAUUAAUGGUCUUUUCUUGAGAUGGAAUAUAAUGGGCCUGCAUGUAACAUGUUCCCUUAACAGAUUUGUCUUUUAUCAAAUAUAUUAAAACAAUUUACAGAAAAUACUGUGUGCACUGAAGAGAAUUAAAUUUUGCAGAUCAUUUGGUUUGCUGUCGUCGUGUCAACCUUCUGUUAAAUUUUAUAAUUUGUUCCUUUCAGGAAUCUUUUAAAAAUUUAAUAUUACAAGCACUUGUAAAGUCAGCACAAACCUUGCAACUUGAUAUUUUAAUUCAUAUGUUGCUUAGGAUAUAAUGUUUUUAAGUGGUAUUUGGUCAGCUCAGAACAACUUAAAGCAUAGGAUUUGUGAAGGAUUGUUUGUAGCUAACAUGACUUGUUUUAAAAGUAUUUGACUCUUUGAGGCUGUUUGUCUACCAUUUGUAAAUUAUUGUAUGUUUAAGUUUUGAUCUAUAAAAUAUAAGGUGACAAGGAUAUUGUAGGAUCAUGUGUAAAUUAUGUUGAAGUGUAUGAAAUAAUCUUUUUUGUAAAGUGUAAAUAUUUUGGGUUCUAAAGUUUAAAGUCAAAGUCCAUAAAUAUUAUAAAUUUCUUAGUUUUAGAGGACAUUGGAAUAUUUUAGAAAUAGUAUAUUUUCAUUACAAGAGAAAUGGAGCACAUUAAUACAAUAAAUAGUAUACUAAGAAAUUUGCACUACUUCUUCAGGGAUAGACUGAAGUACUAGUAAGUUCAGCUCGCUAACGCAUGAUUUAUUUCCACUUGCUACCCAUCCUCUAAAUUUCACUCUCUUGUGAUCCUUUAUCUUCUGUAUUUCAUUGUACAUAGAUGGCUUAUUUCCCUCAAGGAAAAGUAAUCUGAGAAAUGAAAUGCAUAACUUGAAUUACAAGGAGACUCAUUCUAAAUGGAAGAGUAUAAAUCUCCACAACUGAAAACUAUGCAGACUUUAAUGUAAUUGCCUUUUGUUUGCUUGCAAGUUAUUAACAUCUCAUUUUUCAUUGCAACUGUACAACAUUUUGCUGGUUGUAUAUCCAAAAAAGUGUGUGUUUCAUUUUGUCUUGUGUGGAUGAAUUGAUACUUCGCUUGUUUUUCCUAUGUAAAACACUACACAUUCAACUGUUCUGUUUUUUUGGGGGUGGUGGGCAGAAGUAAUGUAAAACAGAUCUAAAUACUUUUGCCUUGUUACGUACAGACUGUCGGUUAUGUAGUUAUCUACAGGGCCACCUACAGACACAGGUGAUGCUGUGUCUUGGUUGGUAGAACUUAAUGAUCUUUGGAAAAGUGUAACUUGGUGAAAGAUCACUUGAUUUUUUUAAAAAACAAACACCUGCUUAAGUCAUAUGAAAUAAAAAGAUGAACACA